Molecule: messenger RNA, 477 nt
Organism: Suillus plorans
Lineage: Eukaryota; Fungi; Basidiomycota; Agaricomycetes; Boletales; Suillaceae
Exons: 3
Coding region: 1-477 (158 amino acids)
Source: RefSeq, a predicted model, not a curated record
AUGGACUCGCAGACAGCAGACAACUUCCGGUCAUUAGACUUGGGGUUUUCAUUGUCCGAUAAUGACUGCAUGUUGGACAUCCAUGGUCAACCAGAGUCAGACAUCUUGGAUAUGCAAUUCCCCAUCUUGUAUGAUGAUGACUGGUCAGAUGAGUCAGAGGGUCCAUUGGAAAUGGAAUGUCCUCCAGAGUCUGCUGAUGAUGUAUUCAACAUGGGAUGUCUACUUGAGUCUGGAGAUGAUGGAGAAUCACUUCAUGCAGGGUUCAAUAUCAAUCCUACACCUUACCCAGCGAACAGUUUGCCAAACCAUCUUGACAUCAGUGAUCCCUCCGGCAACACAGAAUAUGGGGCUCUGGAGAUGAGGCUCAACAUACAUCCGGUAGAUGAUGUUCCAGACAUAGGGAAUAAUAUUCAAUCAGAAGAAAAUCCUUUAGAGAUGGGUUUUGAGAUGGAUCCAGUGCAUGAUGCUCUGGAUUAG